AUGAAGAUCCAAAAUCGCACAUUCAUCAUCUCGGGCGGCGCGUCAGGCCUGGGCAAAAGCACCGCCCUUGAAAUCAUCAAAGCCGGCGGCUACGUCGCGGUCCUCGACUUGUCCGAUGAAGAGACCGGACAAGCUCUGGAAAAGGAGCUUGGCCCCUCGGCCAAGUUCUUCCAUUGCAAUGUGAUUAAGACUGAGAGCAUCGCAAAGGCUGUUCGGGGCACGGUCGAUUGGAUCAAGGAGACUGGAAAGCCGCUCGGCGGUGUGGUUCCAGCGGCUGGCAUUGGCCUCCCAGCAGCCACUCUUGAUCGAAACGGCAAAGCCUUCGAUAUGGAUUCAGUUGACCUCGUUCUGGGCGUCAAUCUUAGAGGCACCAUCGACCUCAUCCGCCAAUCCGUGGAGCAUCUCGCAAAGGUCGACCCCGAAGGGCCAGACGGUGAGCGCGGCGUUGUCAUCAUGGUCAGCAGUUCAAGUGCUUUCGAUGGCCAGCACGGCCAAGUCAGCUACGCGGCCAGCAAGGGCGCCGUCGCGUCAAUGGCAUUGCCCAUGUCCCGAGAUUUGGCUAAAUAUGGCAUUCGCGUCGUCGCAAUUGCUCCCAGCUUGUUUACAACUGCCUUGACGGCUAUGAUGAGCGAUAGGGUGCGCAAAAGUCUUGAAGCUUCGUUCAUAUUUCCCAAUCGAGCGGGCAAUCCGCCAGAAUUCUCCUUUUUAGUCAAGCACAUCAUUGAGAACCCCAUGUUCAACGGCGCCGUCAUUCGCAUAGAUGGAGCGUCAAGAUUGAGCAAGUUGUAA
Molecule: messenger RNA, 789 nt
Organism: Trichoderma gamsii
Lineage: Eukaryota; Fungi; Ascomycota; Sordariomycetes; Hypocreales; Hypocreaceae
Exons: 3
Coding region: 1-789 (262 amino acids)
Molecular function (GO): oxidoreductase activity
Source: RefSeq, a predicted model, not a curated record